This is a messenger RNA of Zasmidium cellare ATCC 36951, 1938 nucleotides long. RefSeq lists its product as uncharacterized. Lineage: Eukaryota; Fungi; Ascomycota; Dothideomycetes; Mycosphaerellales; Mycosphaerellaceae. Gene Ontology annotation, biological process: methionyl-tRNA aminoacylation. The record is from RefSeq and is a predicted model, not a curated record. The coding region runs from base 1 to 1938 and encodes 645 amino acids. Gene Ontology annotation, molecular function: ATP binding; methionine-tRNA ligase activity. The transcript has 2 exons.
AUGGACGAGAAGCCCAGUGUGAUGGAACCUCUAAUGUCGUACCACCUCGCCCGUGACCCAGAGCCCAGAGUGAAGCCCAAGGAAAUGAGAAAGUUGGCUCCCCUCACAUACGCGCUCACACCACUUCAAUCCCUCCUGCUGCGGAGAUGGAGACCACAAUGGGUCUGCCAAAGCUGCAGGUCUAUACGACAGCCAUGGCGGGCUCUGGCAACCUCGACAACACCGGCUGAACAGGAGAAGCCAUACUAUGUCACCACGCCGAUAUUCUACGUCAAUGCCGCCCCUCAUGUCGGGCACAUGUAUACUAUGAUCCUGGCCGAUGUGCUGAAGAGAUGGCAAGAGCUGAAAGGACGGAAAGCGGUGCUUCUGACAGGGACCGAUGAACAUGGUAUGAAGAUUCAGCGGGCUGCAGCGAAGGCAGGCAUAGACCCCAAAGAGUUCUGCGACAGUGGUGCGGAGGUCUUCAAGACACUGUCGGGCCAGGUGGAUAUGAGCAAUGAGAUCUUCAUUCGGACAACGGACAAGCACCAUGUGGAGGGCGUGGAAUACGCGUGGCAGAUGCUUGAGGAGAGGGGAUACAUCUACGAGAGCAAGCAUGAGGGUUGGUAUAGCGUGUCUGAUGAGACAUUCUAUCCUCACAGCCAGGUGCACUUGAUCGUGGAUCCACCCACGGGGAGGAAGAUCAUGGCGAGCAUUGAGACGGGAAAGGAAGUGGAGUGGACCAGUGAAAGGAACUACCACUUUCGAUUGAGUGCAUUCAGAGACAAGUUACUGGAGUUCUACGACAAGAACCCCAAAUACAUCGUUCCGAAGAACAGAAUGGAAGAUGUGGUGAGACAGGUCAAGACUGGGCUGGAAGACCUCUCGAUUUCGCGGCCCGCAGACCGGCUCACAUGGGGCAUUCGUGUGCCUACGGACUCCUCACAGACGAUCUAUGUCUGGCUUGAUGCUUUGCUCAAUUAUGCCACCGCCGUUGGCUACCCGUUCACGCCAGGCCAAGAGUCCAAAGGUGGCUGGCCGGCUGAUGUCCAGGUCGUAGGCAAGGACAUUAUUCGAUUCCACUGCAUCUACUGGCCGGCCUUCUUGAUGGCCCUGGAUCUACCAAUCCACAAACAAGUCCUCACUCAUGCCCACUGGACGCUCGGUAGGCAGAAGAUGGCGAAGAGUACUGGUAAUGUCGUCAAUCCCUUCUUUGCUCUUGAAAGAUUCGGCAUCGAUGUUAUGCGCUGGUUCCUGAUUCAUGAUGGCGGUAUUGAACAAGAUGCUGACUACGACAACACCUACAUCAUCAAGAAAUACAAGAAAAGUCUACAAGGCGGCCUGGGCAACCUUGCAUCUCGGGUCAUGGGCGGCAAGAGUUGGGAUGUGGAGCGCGCUGUGAAGAGGUAUGCUCAUCCGGACCAGAAGCCUACCUCGUCCAGCAUCUUCCAAGAGUUGGACGACAAUGGACGUCAAUUUCACCAUGAGAUUCGCCAUAUGCCAGGUGUCAUCGACGGGCAGAUGACGGGUCUGCACCCGAAUCGGGCGCUGCAGGAUAUCAUGCGAGUUGUGUACUCGGCGAAUGCUUUCUUCCAGCAAGCGGCGCCGUGGCUUAUCGCCAACAAGCUCCGUUCUGCCAUGGCGGACACUACGGGACAAGAAUUGCGGAUGCUUGAUGACGAGCGAAAGGUGCAAGGAGGGGAAUCGGUGGAGUUGAUGGAAGCGGAGAUCGAUCGAUCCAUCUAUCUCAUCACAGAGACCUUGAGGAUUACGGGCAUUUUGCUGCAGCCGUUCAUGCCGAGUUCUGGAGAGCGGCUGCUGAACAUGCUUGGUGUUGGCCAAGAUAGGAGGAGCUUCGAAUGGGCGGAAGUGGGCAAGGAUGAUAGUUACGGUGUGCCAAUGGAAAAGAUCGAGAAGGGGGAUAAGGGGCUGUUCCCGCAGCUGACGAGCGACUUCUAG